Molecule: messenger RNA, 1423 nt
Organism: Aphanomyces astaci
Lineage: Eukaryota; Oomycota; Saprolegniomycetes; Saprolegniales; Verrucalvaceae
Exons: 15
Coding region: 17-1423 (468 amino acids)
Molecular function (GO): protein binding
Source: RefSeq, a predicted model, not a curated record
GUUCAUUACAUCUCGCAUGUGUCUGCGCCCGAAUGCGUCGUAUUCCACGGCGGAUCCACUAGAGGGCCAAACUGGCUUGCAAGCGGCAACUGUAUUUGGGGACGACAUUGAACACGAUUUGGUGCUGGACUUCCUCAACCACCUUGACAGUCCCACGCGAAUACAGACCAACGUGAACUUUGAAACCCAGAACGGCAUGACACCCCUGAUCCUUGCAUGUGUGUUGAAUCUCCACCUGGAUCGCCUCUUGGCCGAGCCGACGUUGGACAUCAACUACAAGAACGCGUUCAGCUACAGUGCGCUGAUGGCCGCGUGCGAAGCCAACCAGCUCGGCGUCGUCAAGAAACUGCUGAGGCAGCCUGCGAUCAAUCGCAGUGACCUGAAUCCGGGAUUCUGUCUGGCGUGCAAGGGUGGGCACCAGGCGCUCGUGGAAUUUCUGCUGCAGUGCCCACAAGUCGACUUGAACUAUGGCAUGUCCAACGACGACGAGUUUGAGGACAUAACGGGGUUCAACCAAGCCAUCACGAAUGGUCACUUGGACGUGGUAUACUCGGUGCUCAUGCAUUCGUUGGACAUCGAAGGCGGCCUCGACAUCCGAGUGGGGGGCUUCACCACGGCGUGUCAAGUGGGCGAGAAGGACAUCGCGACGCUAAUUUUGUCGAGUGAGCACGGCAUCACCGCCGACCACGUCAACUACGGUUUCCACGAAGCGUGUUUGAAUGGCCACUUGGACGUGGUGCAGCACUUGGUCCAACACUGCGGCGUGGACGUCAACUAUGGCGUACCGCUCAACGACGAGAAUGAAAAUGAAAAGGACAUGUUUCCGCACGGUGUGUCGUCGUUCUACUUGGCGUGCCAGAGCGACCACGCCGAAGUCGUCCGGUUCCUUCUGUCGCUGCCGCAAUUGGACCCCCGUCAGCUGUGCAACGCACUUUGUGCUGCACAAGACAUGGACAUUGUCGAGAUGGUGCUGGCCCAUCCCCACUUUAACAUCAACAGCGACGUGGCGCUUGGGGUCGCGUGUGCACACGGGCGUCUGGAGGUGGUGAAGUUGCUCCUGGCGUGCCCUGCCUUGGACUCUGCUCACGUCGAACUGGGUUUGUUUUUGGCGUGUCAGACUGGGCAUGCCACGAUCGUGCGAUAUCUGUUGCAGACAUCCCCCCAUCCAGUCAAUGAGAAUGUGACGUGCCUUGUGGUGGCGUGUGGCCACGGCCACGAAGCUGUAGUUAGCGUCCUUCUACAGCACCCAGCCAUUGAAGUGAAUGCUGUCCAAGGGAUGCCGUACGUGUCGUUAGUGCAAGCGUGUGCGUUUGGGCAUUUUGAAGUCGUCAAACUCUUGCUGGGGCAUCCGAGUGUGGACGUGCACUGCAAAAGCGCGAGAGGCACGACGGCCAUGGCGGUGGCGACUGUGGCAAACACGUGA